Drosophila mojavensis is the source of this 3755-nucleotide messenger RNA. It is a transcript of the gene Dif, whose product is annotated as embryonic polarity protein dorsal. Gene Ontology annotation, molecular function: DNA binding; DNA-binding transcription factor activity. The transcript is spliced from 5 exons. Gene Ontology annotation, cellular component: cytoplasm. The record is from RefSeq and is a predicted model, not a curated record. Gene Ontology annotation, biological process: non-canonical NF-kappaB signal transduction; canonical NF-kappaB signal transduction; inflammatory response. NCBI's taxonomy places the organism in Eukaryota, Metazoa, Arthropoda, Insecta, Diptera, Drosophilidae. The coding region runs from base 706 to 3594 and encodes 962 amino acids.
CAGCGCUCAGUUUGAAACGGAAGUUUGUCGGCGUGAGAUGUGAUUUGCAGUCGACUCGUAUUUUGAUUUCAUUUUAUAGAUCGUCGAAGUCGUCGUCGUCGUCGUUGUCGUCGCAUAUUGUGCAAGUCACACGCGAGCGUUUGAAUGUUUAGAUUUGUUAAUUAUACGCGACACGACAGCCAGACAACUUUUAUAAAACAACAAUCAGCCCAUAGAGUAUACAGGCUAUCUAUACACACAAAUAUAAUAGGUAUAUUCAUGUGUGUACGUGUAUAACUGCAGUGCACAAAAUAUAAUAAUAACUUAAGCCAAUUAUAAGCCGCGGUGUUCUAUAAUUUAUUCGCGUUGCUUUCGGUGUUUCGCAUCAAGCAAAAAAUAAUACGGAAAAAGUUGGCGCGGUUUUAUAUUUUAGCCGCUGAGCGUGAUAAGUAAAUGUUUGAUUAAAUCGAAAUAUAUAUAUAGAGCGAAAUGCACUCAGCUGCCAACUUAAAAUUCAAUCACAAAUAAUAAAAGCAAAUUUAUAAUCAAGUUUCAAGCAUACACCAAACAAAAACUGAAAAACAACUACAACUACACGAAUCUGUUGCGGUUGGCAGUAAUAAAUUAAAUAAACAAGUCUAACGCGCAGUUUGUGCCCCACACUUAGAUACACGAUCCAGAAGCUCCCGGCUAAUCCAUCAUUAUUCCAAUUGCAGGCAGCAUCAAAUGGCAGAGGACGAAAUCUUUGGCGAUUUGCAGGAAAUCCUUAAUGCCAGCGAGACAAGCGGAUCGACCAUGCCGCAGACUUUUCCACAGUCCGCCUCGCUGCCCGUCAUGCCGUCCCACAUACCGCUGUCCGUGCCGGCAGCGCCGGCUGCUCAGCGCCGACCGUACAUACGAAUUAUCGAGGAGCCCACGAACAAAAUUAUACGCUUUCGCUACAAGUGUGAGGGACGGACGGCGGGCUCGAUUGCCGGCAUGAACUCCACGCCGGAGGCAAAGACCUUUCCCACCAUCGAGAUUGUUGACUACAGCGGACCCGUUGUGGUGGUCGUCUCGUGCGUGACGCGUGACAAGCCCUAUCGCCAGCAUCCCCACUGGCUGGUCAGCAAGGAGGAGGCGGACAACUGCAAGUCGGGCGUCUACAGCAAGAAGCUGCCGCCCGAGGAGCGGCGCCUCGAGCUCCAGAAAGUGGGCAUCCAAUGCGUGAAGAAGACGGAUGUGCGUGAAUCCCUAAUGCUGCGCGAGCAAAAGAAUAUUGAUCCGUUUCAUGCCAAAUUCGAUCACAAAGACAACAUCAGCAGCAUAAAUCUGUACGAGCUACGCCUGUGCUACCAGGCGUUCAUCAAGGUGGGCAACAACAACGUUCCCCUCGACCCGGUUGUCUCGUCGCCGAUCUACGGCAAGAGCAACGAGCUGACCAUCAAUCGGCUGUGCAGCUGCUCCUCGAAGCUGAGCGGGGGGGACCAGAUCAUCUUGUUGUGCGAGAAGAUCUCCAAGGAUGACAUCCGGAUACGUUUCUUCGAGACGAAUGAGGCGGGCGUUGAGGUCUGGGAGGCCUACGCGGACUUCCAGCCCACAGACAUUUACAAGCAGACGGCCAUAGUGUUCCGGACGCCGCGGUAUCGCAACACGGAGAUUCAGCACAGCGUGCAGGUGGAACUACAGCUGGAGCGACCCUCGGACCGAGCGACGAGCGCUGCGCUGCCCUUCGAGUACUAUCCGAAUCCAGGUAUGCUAACUUUCGGGCGCCUGCAGCGCAAGCUGAAGCGCAAGCAGGAGCUGGACGUCUUCCAGCAGAUACUUUCCUUAGAUAGCGAGACGACGGCCACGAAGUAUUCGUGCCCGCCUCUCGACCUUAACGACGACGAGAACACGGUUUCAUCGGACGAGCAGCAGAGCUCGGGCACUCUGAAUGAUUUCGAGAUCGCGGUGAAGAAGCUGCAGCUGCGGCAGCGCGGCGAGUCGGAGGCCAACGAGGCGGACGCCACGCAAACGGAGUACACCGACGGCAUCGAGAAUGACAAUGACCAGGAGCCGGACAUGGAAAUCGAGCUGGAGGUGCCGCAGUUGCUGCCGCAGCUCGCCGACGACUGCACGCAGACCUCCACGCCCAUGGAGGAGAUCCUGCAGCAGCCGCAGCUGCCGGCGCGCCCACUGAGCACCGUGGACAAGAUUAAUGAGUGGAUGCGCAGCAGCGAGUUCGAGAGAACUGACAGCCUGACGGUGGAGAAUGGCGACACGCCCACUCUCUCGCACAGCACCGCCCAGACGGCAUUCACAAACGUGAGCAGCCUGACUGCCAACACGACCAUAACGAACCAGCUCGACGACGAGGACAAGCCCCACGGGGGCGAGGGCAGCACCUCGAGGCGCGAUACUCUAGAGAAUGCCGCCCUGAAGGAGCUGCCCGUGGGCGAAGUCGAAGCGGAGGCAGUCAGCGCCAGCGCACAGGCCUCCGUGGACAUUGACGAGAACUUCGACGAGACUGCGACCUACACGAGUCUGCAGAUCGCCUAUAAGCAUCCAGUGGAGAUGCCACACAACCAGGUCAAGGAGCAGCUCUAUCAUGUCUCCAAUCCCUUCAGUCAGCUGGACGAGGCCGAGCUGGUGGUGCUGACCAAUCCGCCGGCGCCCAAGAUCCAAGUGAAUGCAGCCCAAACGCCAGCCACGCCCCCCUCGCCGCCGUUGCCCCUGCCGCCGCGCACGCCCUCGCCAGACCCCGAGAAGCGGCUGCCCCCUCUGCCGCCCAAGCCGCCCAAGCGCAACUCGCAGGACCUGAGUGUGAGCGAGCAGAGCGCCUCGAACUCCGUCAGCCACUCCCUCACUCGCUCGCGCAACGGCAGCGUGAGCUCCACGCGCACCACCCCUUCCCCUAUCAUUAUAAUGCACACGCCCGACCAGAGUCCGACCAAGCGACUGCCCGCUGCAGCGACCAGCAGCUCCGCCACGGCCUCCCCUAAGAAGCGCCAGGGCUUCUUCUCGCGCCUGUUCUCGCGCCGUCGCAGCAGCAAGAGCGAGGACGAGCAGGAGCAGGGAUCGCGAGCUACCACGCCCACUGGCAACCAGUUCAGCCUGGGCGCCCCGAACCGCAGCUCGGUUCGCUCCCUGCAGCCACCUGGCUCGAGUCCACAGAGCAGCGCGUCGCAGCGCAGCGGCCGCCCAGUGGGUCGCAGCUCGAGCAGCGUUUCGGGCAAGCGGCCCGCCCACCUGGACGCCGACGUCAUCCACAUACCUCUGAAGGGCGGCGACAGCGAGAACAGCCUGUUGCGCCCGGAGAGCUACUCGAAUGCCAGCACCCUGACCUAUGGGCGUCCGCUCGACCGCAAGACGCUGAGCACGCUGCAGCUGGCCGAUAUACCCAUUAGCGACGGCAACAUGGAGCUGGUGGCCAUCGCCGAUCGCCAGAGCAUCAAGAAUUUGUGCGAGGGCGCCUACGGCGUGGUGCUCGAUCCCAGCGUCGACCUCUCCGGAGCAGAGCACUUUGCCUUGUAUACCAGCAAGUCGCCAGAGCCGGAGCGGGAGGAUGGCGGCGGCGGCGAGGCGGACGCUUCGGAUUUCCUAAACGCCGAUGAGAUUGCGCGCCGUCUAGCCGAGGCCAAUGGGCUACAGUGAAUGCUCUUUGCAGUUUAAUCUAAAAUUUUUUUCUAGUCGUCUCUUCUUUCAGUAUUAUAUGCGUGUACCUCUAGUCACACACACACAGACACACACAUAGAGUACUCAAAGCACAGUUAAUAUUGACCCUCCCCAAUUGUCUUUGUAGAUGCUUUGGCCAA